Trichoderma atroviride IMI 206040 is the source of this 177-nucleotide messenger RNA. RefSeq lists its product as uncharacterized. The record is from RefSeq and is a predicted model, not a curated record. Lineage: Eukaryota; Fungi; Ascomycota; Sordariomycetes; Hypocreales; Hypocreaceae.
AUGGCACCGCCGCGGUUGAAAAAUGACCAGCAAACCAGCUUCGAAUGGAGCCAGGACGCUGUUCUGGUACGCCUGAGAAGCCACAGUCUCAGUGCUCAGUGUCAAAUCCGAACACAGCAGCUCGCCCCAGGCAUUGUCCAGACGGAUUCGAACAUGUCGUCCCCCGAGACCAGGUAG